AUGGCUAUUGCGCGACAAUUUGGACUCCUGUUGUGGAAAAACUAUCUUCAGCAGAAACGUCAAAUCCUGGUAACUCUGGUGGAGAUCCUCUUGCCGCUGCUCUUCUCUGGCAUCCUCAUCUUCCUACGUCAGAAGGUGCCUAUUAAGGACUACCCGAAUGCCACGGUCUACGAGAGCUACGCCGUCGACGUGCUGCCCAGCCGCUUCAUGCACCACCUGCAGCUGGCCUACGUGCCCCGCAACUCCAGCGUGGUGCGUAAGGUGGCGGAGGACGUGCGGGGCAGCCUGUUCCUCUCCUCCGUGCGCGGCUUUGAGACGGAGGAGCAGUUCGAGGAGUGCGUCAGAAACGACUCUCGCUCAGGACAGCUGCUGGCCGCUGUGGUGUUUGAGCAUCCUUUCGCCCACGACGAUGAACCGCUGCCCCUAAAGGUGAAAUACCACCUGCGUUUCAGCUUCACCCCACUCAACGCCCCACCUCGGGAGAGGUCGGAGUUGAGCCCAAACAGUGACCUGGACUGGCACACGCUCAGCCUCUUUCCCCUCUUCCAGCUGCCGGGGCCGAGGGAGCAGUACGACAAAGAGGGGGGCACGCCUGGUUAUUUCCGGGAGGGUUUCCUGGCUGUGCAGCACGCGGUGGACCGAGCCAUCAUGCGCUCUUACAACCGAACGGCCGCUGCCGCUCUGCUGCCACAAAUCCGCGUGGUCCUGUCGCGGUUUCCUUACCCUGCCUUUAUAUACGACGUCUUCAUCCUGGCCAUCCAGAACCAGUUGCCCCUGCUGCUGGUGCUCAGCUUCACCUACACCUCCCUCAACAUAGUGCGAUCUGUAGUGCAGGAGAAGGAGAGGAAGCUCAGGGAGUACAUGAGGAUGAUGGGUCUGAGCAAUUGGCUCCACUGGAGCGCCUGGUUCCUCAUGUUCCUCCUCUUCCUCUCCAUUUCCAUCUUCUUUGUCACUCUGCUCCUUUGUGUCCAGGUGAGCCCUUACGGAGCAGUCCUGUCCUACAGCGACCCCACGCUGGUCUUCGUCUUCCUGCUCGUCUUCACUGUGGCCACCAUCAACUUCAGCUUCAUGAUCAGUGCCUUCUUCUCACGAGCCAAUGUGGCGGCAGCAGCCGGUGGCUUCAUUUAUUUCCUGAGCUACCUGCCAUAUUUGUUCCUGUGGCCCCGCUACGACUUGCUGAGUCACGCCCAGAAGGUGUCGGCCUGCCUCAUCUCCAACGUGGCCAUGGCCAUGGGAGCUCAGCUCAUAGGCAUGUUUGAAGGCAAAGGAAUGGGGGUCCAGUGGUCGAACUUGUUUGACUCGGUGACGGUGGACGAUGACUUCUCCAUGGCCCAGGUGUUGUGCCUGCUGCUGUUUGACUCCGUGCUCUAUGGGCUGGUGGCCUGGUACACGGAGGCGGUUUUUCCGGGGGAGUACGGAGUGCCUCUGCCAUUUUACUUCUUUGUACUGCCGUCGUAUUGGUGCAGCAGCCCCCGUAUGGCUUUGGUGAAUGAGAAAGAGGAAGAGGAGGAUGCAGAAAAGGCUCUGAAAGGGGAGUUCAUCGAGGAGGAACCGGCCGGACUCGUCACCGGGAUCAAGAUCAAACACCUCGCAAAGGAAUUCAAAGUGGGAAACAAGACGCGGCAGGCUGUGCGGGACCUCACGGUGAACAUGUUUGAGGGACAGAUCACGGUGCUGCUAGGACACAACGGGGCUGGGAAGACGACGACGCUGUCCAUGCUGACAGGGCUGUUUCCUCCCACCACGGGCAGAGCUUAUAUCAACGGUUACGACAUCUGUCAGGACAUGGCUCUGGUCCGCCGCAGUCUGGGACUCUGUCCCCAGCACGACGUUCUGUUUGACAACCUUAAUGUCAGAGAGCACCUGCUCUUCUACGCGCAGCUGAAAGGAUUCUCCAAAGAAAAGAUUCCCGAUGAGGUGGACCGGAUGAUCCGCGUCCUGAAUCUUGAGGACAAGCGACAGGCUCGCUCCAAGACGCUGUCUGGUGGCAUGAAGAGAAAACUCUCCAUUGGCAUCGCCCUCAUCGGAGACUCCAAGGUGGUGAUGUUAGACGAGCCCACGUCGGGCAUGGACCCGUCGGCUCGGCGCGCCACCUGGGACCUCCUGCAAGGGGAGAAGCGCGGUCGCACCAUCCUGCUCACCACGCACUUCAUGGACGAGGCAGACCUGCUCGGCGACCGGAUCGUCAUCAUGGCCGGGGGAGAGCUGCAGUGCAGCGGCUCGCCCCUCUUCCUCAAGAGCAAAUACGGUGCUGGUUACCACAUGGUGAUCGUUAAGGAUGCUCUUUGUAAUGUGUCCGAGAUCACCCGCCUCGUCCACAUGUAUGUUCCUGAUGCCACACUGGAGAGCAGUGCGGGGGCUGAGCUCUCUUACAUCCUGCCAAAAGAAAGCACCAGCAGGUUUGAGCUGCUGUUUGCCGAGCUGGAGAUGAACAGAGAAGAGCUGGGCAUUGCCAGCUACGGAGCUUCGGUAACCACCAUGGAGGAGGUUUUCCUCAGAGUGGGGAAGCUGGUGGAUUCGAGUUUGGACAUCCAGGCGAUCCAGCUCCCGGCCCUGCAGUACCAACACGAGAGGCGCUCCCACGACUGGACCACAGACGACGCCAGCAGCAUGAGCGGCAUGACCGACGUCACCGACUUCACCGACAGCGGCACGCUCAUUUCGGAGGACUGCUCCAACAUCAAGCUGAACACCGGGGCCAGACUUUACCUGCAGCAGUUCUACGCCAUGUUCCUGAAGAGGGCGCUGUACAGCUGGAGAAACUGGAAGGUGAUGGUGGCCCAGUUUCUCGUCCCUUUACUCUUCACCGUUUUGGCCCUGGUCGUGGCGCGCUCGUUUCCCAACCACCAGGACGCCCCUGGCCUGAGGCUGGCCCUCAGGCGCUACGGCUCCACCAGGGUCCCCGUGGCUGUGCACACUGGGGGGGGUCACUUGGCCGCCGCCCUGGCAAACACGUACAGUUCGCAGCUCUCGGCCCAGCUCGGCCAGCUCAUCAACAUCACCGAUUUCACCGAUUACAUCCUCACCCAGGCAGAGGAGGAAGGCGGCAGCUUUAAUGAGCGCUGCGUGGUGGGCGCCGCUUUCCGAGGCGCCGGCAGCCGCUACACCGAAGCGACCGCCUACUUCAACAACGAGGGCUACCACACACCCGCCACCGCCCUCAUGAUGGUGGACAACGCGCUGUUCCGGCUGCUGGCGGGGCCGAACGCCUCCAUCGAGACGGGGAAUUACCCGAUGCCGCGCAACCUGUCCGAGAGCGCGCAGAGCCAGGUCGUAGAGGGAAAGACGGGUUUCAUCAUCGCUAUAAACCUGAUGUACGGCAUGGCCUCCUUGUCCAGCACAUUCGCCCUUCUGCUCGUAACCGAGUCCUCCAUCAAGUCCAAGCAUGUGCAGAAGGUCAGCGGUGUCUACCUGUCGAACUUCUGGUUUUCUGCGCUGCUGUGGGACCUGGUCAACUUUCUGCUGCCCUGUUUCCUCAUGCUGGUGGUGUUUCAGGCAUUCGGAGUCAAGGCUUUUGUGGACGACAACCACCUGGUAGACGUGUUGUUAUUGCUGCUGCUGUACGGCUGGGCCGUUGUGCCUCUCAUGUACCUGCUCAGCUUCCUCUUCUCCUCUGCCGCUUCUGCCUACACACGCCUCACCAUCUUCAACGUGAUCUCUGGCACGGCCACCUUUCUGGCUGUCACCAUCAUGACCAUCCCAGAGUUGAAGAUGCAGGCCAUGUCCCACUUACUGGAUAAAAUUUUCCUCAUCUUUCCUAACUAUUGCCUGGGCAUGUCCUUCAGCCAGUUCUACCAGAACUACGAGUUCAUCACGUUUUGCACCCACGGUACAAUCAGCAAAGCUAUGUGCAAGGCUUUAAACAUCACGUACCAGACAAACUACUUCUCGAUGUCGGAGCCUGGCGUGGGACGUUUCCUUGUGGCCUUGUCGCUGCAGGGUGUGGUCUUCCUUCUUCUGCUGUUCGUCAUCGAGCUGCAGUGCGUCCGCACUCUCCGACGACUCCUCUCCUCCCUGGGCAGGAGACGCAAACAGUUACCUCUGCUGGAGGAUGCAGCGCUGCUGCCAGAGGACAGGGAUGUGGCUGAAGAGAGGAAGAGGGUCCUGGAGUGCCAGCCGAUGGUGGAGUCAAUGAUGGGCAGCCCUCUCAUACUGCAGGAGCUCAGCAAGGUGUACAGCAGCGGGGAGAAUCUGCUGGCUGUUGACCGGCUGUCUCUGGCUGUGGGGAAAGGCGAGUGCUUCGGCCUCCUGGGCUUCAAUGGAGCAGGCAAGACGACGACCUUUAAGAUGCUGACAUGUGAUGAAAGCGUCACCUCCGGGGACGCCUACAUUGACGGAUACAGCAUUUUGAGGGACAUUAAAAAGGUGCAGCAGCGCAUUGGUUACUGCCCACAGUUUGACGCCGUGUUGGACCACAUGACCGGGAGAGAAACUCUGAGUAUGUAUGCCAGGCUCCGAGGAAUACCAGAGAGGUAUGUGUCCGGCUGUGUGGAGAACGUCCUGAGGUCACUGCUGCUGGAGCCUCAUGCUGAUAAACUGGUCCGCAGCUACAGUGGCGGGAACAAGAGGAAGUUGAGUGCGGGCAUCGCUCUGAUUGGUGGGCCUCCGGUCAUCUUCCUGGAUGAGCCUUCGACCGGGAUGGACCCGGUGGCCAGGAGGCUGCUGUGGGACGCUGUUACACGCACACGGGAGUCUGGAAAGGCCAUAAUCAUCACUUCUCACAGCAUGGAGGAGUGUGAGGCCCUGUGCACCCGGCUGGCUGUGAUGGUCAACGGUCAGUUCAAGUGCCUCGGGAGUCCUCAGCACCUGAAGAGCAAGUUUGGCAGUGGCUACACCCUGCUGGCCAAAGUGCACAUAGAGGCUGAGCUGGAGGAUCGUGACCUGCAGCUUUUUAAAGACUUCAUCGAAAGUACCUUUCCAGGAAGUCAACUAAAGGAUGAGCACCAGGGGAUGGUGCACUAUCAUUUGACUGACAAAACACUUACCUGGGCCCAGGUGUUUGGUACUUUGGAGGCAGCCAAAGAGAAAUACCAGAUUGAAGACUACUGCGUGAGCCAGAUAUCCCUGGAGCAGGUGUUCCUCAGUUUUGCCCAAUUCCAGCACUGCUCUGAGAGUGGGAGGAAGUAGGCGGAGCCUGGAAUCUGUUCAUGCACUGUCCUUUUUCUUCAGUGCUUUGUGUGCGUGUGAAGGACCUGUGUAAAUGGACCUCUGAUACACAACAGGUGUGUACACAGGCCGGAGCAGGUAUUUAUCUCCGGCUCCAUUUUUACCUUCACCAACAAAACAGACACACACACACGCACACUGGGCCAGUUCCAUCAACUUCAUAAUUUUAACUACUGUACCGUGUUUGUUUGGUUUAAAUUGCGAUUGGGGUCGGGAUUACGCCGAGUGAUUCGGCUCCGUGUGGCGCACCUUUCCAGUGCCGUUAAAGACAAUGACAACACUCAUCGGAUACUACAGCUACUCCGAGUUGUGUCUGGGUUUAUUUGUGUGUACGGCUUGUCCAUUUUUUAAAAAUUUCUAAUAAUUUUAGUUUUAAUUUCUUUUAUUUCAUUGAUUGUUUCCAAGCAUUUAUGCUUUUUUUCUGUGAUAAUCACAACAGAAUGAACCACUCCAUAUGAUGCGUGUAGGAAAUAGUUGCACACCUUUGCGCCUUAUCCAAUUAACAAGGGUUCUCGCUUCUGUAUAUUGACCUAUACAAAAUGUCUCGUAAUCAUUUUGAGCCUCUUAAUGUGGUUGCCUGAUGUAAAUAAUGUGACGUGUUUAUUGUACUAAAAUGCCCUCUCUCAUUCCGGCCAUGCAGAACAUUUACUCGUUUCAAGACUAUUUUGGGCACAAUGAUGAAUGCAUGUACGUACGUAUCGGAUUUACAGAGCUGAAAAACGAGAAGACCAUGAAUCCUCAGAGUACUUUCCGUCCGGUCUGAGUUCUUUUAUUACGCCUCCAUUGUCCAGGUCUUGUGAACCAAUGUUUCGGUUUUCCUGCCAAACAAGUUCCAAUAACAGUGUGUCACCAUGUGGAUAUUCAGCCUUCAGGAGAAAGGAAUCGGGUGACAAAGGAGAUUUUGCUCCAACGUGUCAGUAAAACAGGCGGUUGUGACUUCAAAUCAAGUCGCGUCAGGCCGCAUGUGAUCAUGGGACGAAAAAUCGAAAAGAACGCAAUGACCUUUGAGCUUUUGUGUAUCAUUAUUCUUGCUAUGCAUCUCACACUGUGUGUGUAGGUUUUGUGUGUAGUACAACGAUUAUGACAGUAGUACAACGCAUGAUUCCGGAUUUCGUCCAGACUACUUAAACAGCGCUACGAUGGUCCUUCAAUAGUAAAAGUAAGUAACUGUUAUUGCGCUGCGGUCAAACCACUGCUGCGUCAUCUUUAAGCUGCUCCUUUCAGGGAACGCGAGGAAAUGCAAUAAAGGAAAUUAAAUGCCUUGUUCGGAGGAAGAAUGAUCAAUGUUUGGUCCUCAUGUCAGAGCGAACCCAAGUUACCAGUCUCAAAGCCGUGAUUGUGAAUAAAAAACAUUGUAAUUGUAUUUAUUUAUUCUGUAGGAAUAUUUAGAAAAGCAUUUUAAGUUUCAAGAAAAACAAUGAAGAAUCCUGCGCAUUUUGAUGAGAAAUGGAUUGUCCGUUUCCUACUUUUCAUCCAUGUUACAGUUUAAAAUUAUUCCAUUAGAUAAACCUGAGGAUUCAAAUGACAUCCUUACUCUUAAAAAAAUCCCUCCGCUUUCACAAGUGAUACGAAUGUAUUUACUGUCCUAAUGGUAGAAAAACACCCUUACUACUGUAAUCCACUUUAUUUACAGCUUUGUAUGAUUCACAUUGCGUGUGUGAAGAAAAAGUAGAGAUGGACGUUCCAGACAGUUAUAGAUAUGUGACUUAAGUCUUUAUAGGAUUAAAACUAUUGUUACACUUGUUCAUGUAUUUGCACUUGUUUUACUCAUUACAUGUAUGAAUUAAACAAAUUGCAAUGUGGAAAUGGAAAGCUCUGCUGAUAUCAAAUGAUUAAGUUUUGUUGAAAUCUGAUUCAUCAUAUUUAAAAAAGGGAAAUUACGUCCUUGUGUUCUGUACAUGUACCAUGAAAAUGAACAACUGUAUAUGUGCUGCUAUUAUUUUUUAAUUAAAUAAUGCUCUAUGAAAAUGUUAAGAAAAA
Molecule: messenger RNA, 7146 nt
Organism: Gasterosteus aculeatus aculeatus (three-spined stickleback)
Lineage: Eukaryota; Metazoa; Chordata; Actinopteri; Perciformes; Gasterosteidae
Source: RefSeq, a predicted model, not a curated record